AUGACGGUCGAAAAAUCUGAAUCGAAAACCCAAAAAACUGAAGAGUUACCACUGAAGACCGAAAUGAAAAUCGACUUCAAAAAUAUGACGUUUUUAGAGAAAUUUAAGUAUGUUAAAUCUAAUAUUACCGUGGAACCAGUGUUGGCGUUAUUCGUGAUGCCAAGUGUUUUAGCAAUGCUAGCGACGCAAAACUUGAACUUAGAUAAAGCUUGUAGAGUUAAUUUGGAGUUUAGUGACGCGGUCUGCGAAGACCUCAGACUUAGAAAGCGCGCUAACCACACAUUUGAGGAGGAUGAAGUGCAGAAAUUGAUAGCAUCCGUGCAAGGGUGGAAAAGUGUUAUACACACAGCGGUCCCAACCUUGUUAAUGCUUUUUAUAGGAGCGUGGAGCGACAAAACAGGCAGGCGAAAAAUAUGUAUGCUUAUGCCGAUCAUUGGGGAAUUCAUGACGUGUGUUCUGAACAUGAUAAACACAUACUUUUUCUAUCAAGUCCCCGUGGAGUUGACUGUGUUUAUGGAGGUCAUAUUCCCAGCGCUGACCGGUGGAUGGUAUACGAUGUUUCUCGGUGCAUUUAGCUACUUGGGUGAUGUAACUUCGAAGGAAACAAGGACUUUUCGCAUGGGAAUACUUAGUUUGUGCAUGACGGUUGGUUUUCCCGUGGGAAUGGGUUUGAGCGGGAUACUUCUAAGAUACACCGGCUAUUACGGAGUUUUCUCUAUCUCGGCUGUAUUGCAAUUUAUGAAUUUUGUAUACGUUUUCUUAGCUAUUGACGAUCAUAAGUGGCUUCAGAAUAAAGAAAAGGACCUUCGAACAGGUUGCGGAGGAUUUUUGCUGGAGUUUUUUGACUUCAACAGUGUCAAGGACACUUUGAAAAUAGCCUUCAAGAAGGAACCGAAUAAAAGAAGAUUAAGAAUCUGCCUCAUUCUAAUCGUCGUAUGUCUAAGUUUUGGACCGUUAUGGGCUAAUGGCUACUAUGGGUGUGGUGGAAGGAAGUUGUUCCUCCAACUUAAAGGGAUCCCAGACCAGGCCUUCGGUUCGACCAGUAAAUAA
Molecule: messenger RNA, 1050 nt
Organism: Pieris macdunnoughi
Lineage: Eukaryota; Metazoa; Arthropoda; Insecta; Lepidoptera; Pieridae
Source: the annotation of a GenBank genome assembly